AUGUGCUUCUGCAACAACUGUCGCAAAUCGACCGGAUCCAUCGGCAUGGCUAACAGCUGGUACCGCAAAGAGGCAAGUGAUUUAACAAUCACCAAAGGUGCCGAUACGCUGCGGACCUACGAAGACCGCGCAACAGACUCUGGCGCGACUGUGGAGCGGUCAUUCUGCACUGGAUGCGGAUCGCCCGUGAUCGCAGAGAACAAGAUCAAGUUCCCGGGCACGGUGAUCGUCACGUAUGGCACCAUAGAACUCGAGACGGGACAGAAGUGGGAGCCGAACCUGGAGUACUUUUGCAAGCGCAAGGCGGAGUGGUUGGGGACACCGGAGAAGACGGAGAAGUUCCAUGAGCUGACAUAG
Messenger RNA from Aspergillus tanneri, 357 nucleotides. Its product is annotated as GFA family protein. The record is from RefSeq and is a predicted model, not a curated record. Bases 1 to 357 code for a protein of 118 amino acids. Lineage: Eukaryota; Fungi; Ascomycota; Eurotiomycetes; Eurotiales; Aspergillaceae. The transcript is spliced from 2 exons. Gene Ontology annotation, molecular function: carbon-sulfur lyase activity.